Molecule: messenger RNA, 1418 nt
Organism: Melanaphis sacchari
Lineage: Eukaryota; Metazoa; Arthropoda; Insecta; Hemiptera; Aphididae
Product: protein CNPPD1
Exons: 6
Coding region: 284-1354 (356 amino acids)
Biological process (GO): regulation of cyclin-dependent protein serine/threonine kinase activity
Cellular component (GO): cyclin-dependent protein kinase holoenzyme complex; nucleus
Molecular function (GO): protein kinase binding; cyclin-dependent protein serine/threonine kinase regulator activity
Source: RefSeq, a predicted model, not a curated record
AUCAUUCAUUGAUAUACGUGAUAAACCUUUCGUCGGGCUUGAAAAGGAAUUCUACAGCAACAAAUUGUUUAUGUUUAGGUGUACAGUUCUAUGAUAAUAAUAAUAUUAUUUCGGUUUUUUUCUCUCUAUCUCUGAUGCUGAUCUUCGUUUAACACGACCUACUUUAGCUGUUAAGUGCUAACAUCGGAGUUGAUAGUUACAGUUUAAUUUAACAUUCGAUCGUAAUAAUACAGCGGUAUUUUAAUAUUUAUCAUUAAACCGUUUUCGAAAAACAAACGAGACCAUGACGUCGUCGAAGUACUGUUUGAAAACUCGCAAUAGAAUGAAACUUCCAAACGCUAAGAAGUUGGACAACGAACAGGAUCAUGAUUUGUUCCUGUCAAAGUUUACUUCAGCACUUAGUUGCGACAGUUUUAAUAGACUCCCGCUUAACUCCACAUUAGGACGCCUGCCAUUAUCUGAAUUAGCUCAGGAACUCAAAACAGGGAAAUUGAUAUCAAAAUUUGAAGAUUUUGAUUAUUACACUGAUGGUGAAGAUGAAUCACCAUAUGUUUAUACAUGUUCAUUUGUAUUGGCUAUAAUGUAUUUUGAACGACUUAAAGUAUCAAAUCCUAACUAUUUGAAAACUAUUAACUCAUCUGAAUUAUUUCUUAUAUCUUUGUUAGUUGCAAGUAAAUAUCUUCAUGAUGAUGGUGAACUAGAUUCAGCAAUUAAUAGUGAAUGGGCUAUAGCUUAUGGUAUUAGUCUAAAAACUAUCAAUCAAAUGGAAAAAGAUUAUUUAUCAGCAAUGAACUGGGAAUUUUUUAUAAGUGAUGAAGAGUUUACAAAUAGACAUAAAGAAAUAGUUAAUCAACUACAUAGUAAUAUCAAGAAAUCCAACUGUGUACUGUUGAAAAUGUUCCUGUUGAUCUCAUCAGUUGUACAAAAAAUAAGAAAGUUGUACCGAAGGAAAAUUGUACGUCAGAAAAUGAAACAUAUGAUCGCCAUGUCAACUGUUAUCACUGUACUCACUGCAACUACUAUGCAACUUAACCCUGGAAAUCAAAAGUUAGUUCAAGAAUUGUUUGAACAAAUUGAGUCUGAUCCAAAUUACCCAACAAUUCCUUCUACUCAAACAAAUAAAAUAGUAAAAUCAGAAAAUGUAAAAGAUAUUUCUAAAGAAUGGCCAUCAUCUAAAUUGCUGCAGUUAUUAGACCAUUUGUUAAUGAUGAACAUAUGUGUAUCUGAUGAUGAUCGUCAGCUAUCAUUUCAAACUACUCUUAGUAAAUCAAACAAAAACCAAUUUCGAAAUAUUACAGAUUUCAAAAAUAUUAUAUUUUUUAAUUAUUUAACAACUUUAAAUUAUACACAUUGAAAUUAAGUCUUAUUUACAUUUGUGUAUUCUCAAUUUACUCAAGUAUAUUUUAACUAAUAUUUUA